Dovyalis caffra is the source of this 1680-nucleotide messenger RNA. NCBI's taxonomy places the organism in Eukaryota, Viridiplantae, Streptophyta, Magnoliopsida, Malpighiales, Salicaceae. The record is from the annotation of a GenBank genome assembly.
AUGAUGGUGGUGAUGAUGAUGAAGAAGAAGGAGGAGGAGGAGGAGGUGCGUAACGUGGAAGAUUAUGGAGUUGGGUAUAUGAGACAGUUAGUGGUGGUCAAUUUUAGAAGUAGAGAGGUAGGACCUACACACCCGCACUCAGUCACUAACUACCUCACUCCACCGGCAAGAAAUGCCAAUUUGGCAAACAUGAAAGAAACCCAACGCGCACGUAAAGCAAAAGUCUGUAUCAAUAGGGUUGUGGGGACCACUAUAGUGCUCUGGCUACAAAAAUUUGGGAGCCUAAAUCGAUCAGUUUUGCUUCUUUCAAUAACCCUAAUUUGUUUAUGGACGAGUCAUCCAUGGCAUUGUCUAGGACGUCCAAGAGAGAAGGAAGUGAAUGGCUUCAUUGAAGGACAAUAUAUUCCGUAUGGGUCACUGGUCAAGCAGUUCAUGCAAUUUAAGCGAGGUUCAGAAGUGGAUUUGCCCAGUCAGCUGGUGAAUAUCCUGAUAAGCGUGAGUGUCAUUUAUGAACGAAUUACGACCACUAAAAUAGGACUGAAUGAGCGAGAUGAGGAAAAGGUGAGACAAUUCCCCAAAAAAAGGGAUUUUAAGGAGCCGCUAGAGAGUUCCUUGGAAAAUCUAAAGUAUUUGUUCCACCGUAACCAUCCCAACAUAACCCAAAACUCAUCAGAAAAUAAUGUCACGAGGAUGAAUAGGAGCUUCGGUAUUGAUGUAGAAUCCGGCCUCCCUAUCGGAACCCCUGAAUACUUGGUGAGGAUUGGUAUUGGUACCCCUCCCCAGUAUCAAUACUUAGCUAUUGAUACUGGGAGUGAUGUCACAUGGGUACAAUGCCGACCUUGUGACCACUGUUACCCACAAAGAAACCCUAUAUUUAACGCGACAGCCUCAUCAACUGCUCGACCUCUUCCUUGCAAAACCCUAGCUUGUAACAUGCUUGGCAAUAAGGGACAUUGCAUUAAAGGUCAAUGCCAGUACAAAGCUAAGUAUAUGGACAAAUCAUAUACUCACGGGCAAUAUGCAUUUGAAAGUUUCACAUCUGGAGACAGCACCAUUCCCAAUGUAGCUGUCGGUCUUGGUCACAAGAACAAAGGGACAUUCUCAGAAUUUUCUGGCAUAUUGGGCCUUGGAGGUGGUUUUUCCUUUCGAAAUCAGUUGGGGGCCGCUCUACCUAUUAGCUUCUGCCUACCUCAUCCAAAUACAGCUUCAAUCGGUUGGUUGGAGAUUGGUGAUAUUUCAGGAACUGUUCAGUGGAUUUCCAUACAGCAUACCCCAAAGUUUCCUGACAAGAAAUUGGACAUCCCACAGAUUAUCUUCCAGCUCACUGGAGAUGGCGAGGGAGGGGUUAUUGUGGACACGGGAACUGUAAUAACAAGGUUCCCGAAUAUUGCUUAUGAGGCACUUCGUGACUCGUUCUUGAAAGAAACUAAUUAUGUUCGAGCUCCACCCAAAUCAGGUUUUGAUACUUGUUUUACGGUGCCUCAAUUUCAGAGUUUGGAUUUGCCCACUAUCUCAUUGUAUUUCACAGAAGGACUUGUCCUUGACAUACGAUCGGAUAGCGUCCUGAUUCAAGUGGAUGAUGAAAAAAUGAUUAACGGAGCACGUAUACUUAUUUGUAUGUUGGUUGUGACUAUGGAUGUAGUAGCUGGUAUUGUUGGCAUCCGAGCAGAAAUUGCAUGA